ACCUCCGUAACCAAAACCAAUACCUCAGCCAGCCAUGCCAUCCCCUUUCCCCCCCACCAGCAUUUCAACGUUAAAGAAUCGGUUUCUCAGGCAAUCAAACUCCAUCCCCUGCCAAAAACCCAGGAGGAAUUCAUCAAUGAAAGCCGCCAUAAAGGGGAGGAGGGUAGUUGGAAGCUCAAGCUCCUCAGAGAUAAAUUGCCCUUUCCCCAUUUUACUGACUUCCGCCGUCGAUUCGGAUCCCAAAUGAAAAGGGACGCACACAGAGUCGCCGCCCUCAAUCGCAGAACUCGCUGCGGCGGCGGCAGUGGGAAAGCCGCCGAGUAUGAGGUGGAGGAGUUCGGGGCGGAUGUGGUUUCCGGUAUGGAUCAAGGGAGUGGAGAAUACUUAGUGAGGAUUGGGGUCGGGAGUCCGGCAAAAAAUCAAUAUAUGGUGAUUGACUCCGGGAGUGAUAUUGUGUGGGUUCAGUGUCAACUCUGUAACCAAUGCAAACAUCAAUAUGACCUGGUGUUCGACCCGUCUUUCUCAAUAUGUUAA
Ipomoea nil (Japanese morning glory) is the source of this 534-nucleotide messenger RNA. Its product is annotated as protein ASPARTIC PROTEASE IN GUARD CELL 2-like. The record is from RefSeq and is a predicted model, not a curated record. Lineage: Eukaryota; Viridiplantae; Streptophyta; Magnoliopsida; Solanales; Convolvulaceae. The transcript has a single exon. Gene Ontology annotation, biological process: proteolysis. Gene Ontology annotation, molecular function: aspartic-type endopeptidase activity. The annotation marks the transcript as partial.